Molecule: messenger RNA, 3131 nt
Organism: Cucurbitaria berberidis CBS 394.84
Lineage: Eukaryota; Fungi; Ascomycota; Dothideomycetes; Pleosporales; Cucurbitariaceae
Exons: 2
Coding region: 122-2944 (940 amino acids)
Source: RefSeq, a predicted model, not a curated record
AACGACGGACCAUCCACGCACACCCAUCCCCUACCACUGGAGCGCAGGCGUUGGAGUUCGGAGCUCAUGUUCAUACGGCGUUAAUAUACUUACCUGCAGCAUUAUUCGAUCGUCGCCCGCCAUGGUGCUCUCGCCACGCAAUCGCGCGCCGCCCACAACAAUACCUACAUUCAACCAAACAUGGGACGACAACGGCGCUGCCUACCUCGAUCCCAACUCUCUACCCGUCUCCAAGAUCCCCCGAGGCUGGGAGCGCAAGCAGGAGGUCAAGAGACUGGGUGAAGGCAAAGAGAGAAAAAUAUGGCGCAAGUUCGGUCUCAGGUCGCGUGCAACGAACACAACGGAGGAGGAGGACGAGGAGGAACAGCAAGAUUCGCAGUCAAGAGCAGUGAAGAAGCUGCAACGUAUGAGCCCGAAAGCUAUGGAGAAGACCACUACUGGACUUAAUGGCAAGAAGCGCACGUUCAAGGCAACCCGCUGGGACCGAAGGAAGAGUGUUUUGCCUAGGAAAAAGUCCGCGCCUGUCGAGGAAGUUUUGGUUGAUACAGAGGUGGAAAACGACAUACACAUCCAAGAUAGAGACGAUAGCCAUUUAGAGCUAGAAGUCACUGGUGAUCAGCUUGUAAAACCUGCUCAGAGUUUGCUACCAGAAGUCAACGAUCAGAGAUCCACUUUUACUUUUACUAUAGACGCGCCAACGGUCGACGGCCUCCCUGACUACGAAAGUUUGAGCGGGCUAGAGGAUACUGGUCAGACAAUCGACCUUGCUCCUACAGAGGAUACAACACUUACCAACCUGUUCCGCUCACCUGCCAAGUCAAUGCGAUUCCGAGCAUCGCCAGGGAGUAUCGAAUAUCCUGAGCUACCUUGUAGCGAUAACGAAGAGACGGAAUUAGAGACUCAUAUCGAGCCAAACGGCAUAGCUGAAGAGAUGGAAGAGGCGAUUGAGAGUAGUACUGCUGAAGAAGCAUCUUUCAAAGCGGAAAGGCACGAGAAUCAUACCAGUGAGCUUUGGGAGGCGGUCGGAGCGGACGAGGAAGUCACCCACAGUUCUUUAGAAAUACUGGCAGUUCCAGUUGAGUUUGCCUACCCACACCUACCAGUGGAAACCCAAGAAACCAUAACGCCACCUACUUUCGAAGAGAGUCGAGGUGAUAGUGAUUUCGCCGAGACAUCAGGAACUACGCUAGAGUCCCAUUUAGCAGGCGAGGAACUGCAAUUCGACGACACAGGCGAAGUCUUAUUGAACUCGCCCAAAGGACAAGAUUCUGAAGAAGAACUCACGGAAGCCUCCAUUCAGUUGAGUAUCCAACGUGAGUACGAAGAGGUACACCAAGAAGAGCGAAUCGCACCAAUCGGGGUCGACAAGGAUAGCCAGGCGGAGCAGACGGCACCUGAGAUGGACGUUAUUAUGGGUGAUGAGCUUGGGUCUGUGGAGGAGGUUGUUGAGGACUCAAAAGAGUCUGAAGCUCUCCAGGAUUCCUCGUCGCCUCCUAAGGCCCAUGAAGAAUUCCAGCCUGAGGUGGCUCCUACUCCUCAAAAGCGAGGCUCUGUUGAAGCACCAAUGGAUGACAUCGCGGACGGGCUUACCUUGUCGUUCACAUCUGCAAAGACGCCAUCAGCCGAUCCAACACCACGAAAACUACACUCUCCCCCACCACCACCCCGGACUGAAUCUGGCCCAGAGGAUGUAACUAUGACUGUCGCCAUAGAUGAUGAUACUGCUAUUCUAAAGGACUUCCUCAACCGGGCUGCUGCAAGCAAAGCAGAGAAAGCCGUCACCGUCACCCAUCGACGGGAAUCACUACAGAACCGACGCGACUCCGAUGUCAUCCGUCACGCUUUGGCAUCACCUCGUAAAGUUCUGGAAGACAAGGAUCCAAAUUCGCCGUCAAAGUACGACAAUGAGCCGACUCUGGACCUUUCGCAAACCCUCACGCUUAGUAUGCCUACUGAUGUUAUGGUGUCUCCGAUUCCCGAGCAUGCAGAUGCUGAAGGCCCAUCUAAUGAGAAAUCACUACGCGGUUCGAGGCGUUCAUCCAGAACAAAGAAGUCAAGACUGCCUGCUCCAGCAUCAGUAGCGCAGACACAGGCCUCGAAGAUUGCCAUUCGCCGCGCCGAUGGCAAUGAAGUCGUCGUGCUCAAGAAGAGCGAUACACAAGAGGUAGCUACGAUGACUCGAGCCAACACACGUAAGAAUAAACAAGGAGCUUUUGGAGUCACUGUACGCUUACUCAAGCUUGCCCUGGACGCUGUGAGUCUACCUCCAGUCGACGAUUCAACAAAAGAGUUGAUAGUCGGAAAGAAUGUGCGUUGGGACGAGCAGCUUGCGUACUACCAAGAGAAUCCAGAGACGGUUGCGAAUCUUCUUGCCGAGGCCGAGUCUCUCGCCACGCCGGAUGAGCUUAGCAUAUCUGACCCUUCAUCAACACCUACAGCGAAGAAAAGGACUACGAAGAACUCAACGCCUAAGAGUCGCAGGGUCCGAGGCCUAGGUACCGCGAACGGUACACCGGGUAGAGGGCUCCUUGCGCCAGCAUCGUUGCUCCCAGAUGCGGUGCAAGAAGAGAAAGAAGCAUCACAGGCACCGGCUCAGCAGCUCCCGAAACCAAGGGCUAAUAAGACUAAGAAGAUGCCCGUUGCCUCCACUUCGAUUGAUAGUGGCCUUUCCUCUAAUCCAUCGGACACUAAGCUACCGGCACUAGACAUCGUGCCUGUCGGUAUCGUGUCUGCGACGCAGCGUAAGAGUCGUCUCGCUGCACCUAAGAAGGUUAUGCUACCGCAACCGAUUUCUGCAAUAUCUAGUGAAGGCAAAGAGAACACACAACGGCCGGGCAUCGGCGAUGCGACACCUCGGAAGGGAAUUCCCGCACCAAAGGUUAUUGUGCCGCCGACUGCGGGUAUGGAGUCUGGAAUGCCUAGAAGACGAGGUCGGAAGUACUAGAACGCGAGCUAGUUCGAUGAUUUUCAAGGGUUGGAUUACGUUGCUUGAUGAUGCUGUUUCAGAUCUAGGAGUUCUAUACCUUCUCUUUUUGCAUGUAGGGCGCGUUCAGCGAUGACUUUUUUGGGCGCAGCAGCUUAGUUUAGCAUGGCCAUGGUUUUCCUAUCGGCAUAAUAAGAUAUUGCAUAAC